Ostrinia furnacalis (Asian corn borer) is the source of this 735-nucleotide messenger RNA. Its product is annotated as trypsin alpha-3-like. Gene Ontology annotation, molecular function: serine-type endopeptidase activity. The transcript has 5 exons. Bases 1 to 678 code for a protein of 225 amino acids. NCBI's taxonomy places the organism in Eukaryota, Metazoa, Arthropoda, Insecta, Lepidoptera, Crambidae. Gene Ontology annotation, biological process: proteolysis. The record is from RefSeq and is a predicted model, not a curated record.
AUGGGAAAUCAGGCCAGGUCAGGGGCGACAGCAUUCUGUACACCGCGCGGGGGUUCGGUGAAGGAUUCUGCCCUCUGUUUCGCCGCUUCCAACUGCCUACUCAGGGCCCGCUCAAGCGAACUAAGCGUCCGCCUGGGCUCCUCAUGGAAGACGCAUGGUGGCGAGAUGUAUGACGUCAAAGAGUGCUUCGUGCACCCGCGCUACAUCAGCAAGACCAAGAUCAACGACGUGGGGUUGGUGCGGCUGUACUCGCCGCUCCGCUUCUCCGAGAAGGUGCUGCCGAUCAAGCUGGUAGCGAGGGAAGCGAGGCUGCUGGCUGAUGUGCCUGCUAUUGUUUCUGGAUGGGGCAAGUUGAAGGAGGGGGGUCCAAGCGCGACGUACCUCCAGUCGUCCACCAUCAAGACAGUAGCCAUGAAGCUGUGCAAGCACUCGGGGCUGGACCGCAAGGCCAUCGACCCUCCCUCCAUGUUCUGUGCCGGCUCCUUCACGCAGCCUUCGCCCGACGCUUGCCAGGGUGACAGCGGCGGGCCGAUAGUAAGCGACGGCGUGCUGAUCGGCGUGGUGUCUUGGGGCCUUGGCUGCGCGCGCGGGAACUUUCCCGGCGUUUAUACGCGUCUCUCGCACCACAUAAUCUGGGACUGGGUGCAUCAACACAUCACUAGGAAGCCCGACACAUGACGAAGGCUUUAUUGCAAUUGGGUAAUAUGCAUUUUCGAGAACGACAUAAUAUGUUUG